AUGCGUAGGGAAAAGGGUAGUCCUACCUCUAGCCCUAGAAAUUCGGGCAUACAGUUCAUUCUUGCAAACAGUCUGGAGAUAAAAGGCGCAGGUUUUGCGAAAAGUGUUGGUAACACCGGUCACCAGUCUUCGGAACUCCGUUGCCCGGUCUUCCAGAGACAACGUGAGAUUCACAAGAUUAUGGCUCACAGAGAUCUUUCUUUUCGCGAUGCAGCCAGUCUGUACGAUGAGGGGAAUACACUCUCUGGUUUGAACUCUCAUUUGUCUAAUGUGUCGGUUCCCCUACCCACGCUCGUUCUCAACAACGGCAGUAACACUUGGGCCUCCGCGGACCUCUCUAGGUCCUCCGCAAUAGACCUCACCAUUGUCUCUGAUGUUCUUGCACCUCUCUGCACAUGGGCUGUGUGCGAGUUUCAUUAUGGUAGUGAUCAUUUCCCUGUAAUAACCACGGUCUCCGACAAGUUUUCUGGUCGCAUUCCCUGUCGACCAUACUACUCGGUGAAACAGCCUAGAGACGAGGGCAAUAAAAACUGCCUUGACCUAGAAGGCUUCCGUAAAGCCUUCGAUAAAGUUGCCCUGGUGGUCCAACCUCCCUCGGGGAGUUUCAACCUACCUGGGCCCUUAAAUCCUCUAAACUCCAACAUCAACAACGAUUAUCUAGAUAGUCAGAUUUCACACACGGAAUACUUCUCCGUAAUAAAGUCACUUAAGCAGACUUACCCGCCCUCAUGGAGAGACUAUUUCGUCAUCUUCAUCCCAAAGCCGGGACGCAAGGGCGCCUAUAACCCGAUAUCUUUGGCUAGCAAUCUUCUUAAAAUUGUUGAAAAGGUUAUGUGUCGUCGACUAGAGUGGUGGGUCGAAAAUAACAACGUCCUCUCCCCACACCAGUUUGGGUUCAGACGUGGACUCUCGUGCACCGACAACUUGGCCACGCUAGUUUCUAGCAUUAAGAUUGCUAAUAAUUCUCGUCAAGUAACCGGGGCUGUGUUCCUGGACAUCGAAGGAGCCUUUGACAACGUCGUACCUGACACGCUAGUGGCUAUGCUACCCCCCCUUGGAAUCACACCCAAAAUGUUGGCUUUCCUGACCUCGGUGGUGGGUCCCAGGAGGCUGCAAAGGUCGAGUCUUGCCUGCCUGAGGGAGCUAUGCCCUUGUGUGCCCCACGCUGACGAUGUGGUAGUGUUCUACUCUAACCCCUCUGUGUCUAGUGUAGCCCGGAAACUGAAUACGGCCCUGGACCAAAUUCAGUCACACUUAACGUCUCUCGGCCUACAAGUUUCUCCAAGUAAAUCCGUCGCCACCUUCUACUCCCUCUGUCCCCUAAGAAAUAUGAAGUGGCUUUUAGGAAAAAAGGGGGUUAGUAUCUGCAUGGGUGGGGUCAAGUUGAACGUGGAGUGGUCGAUAAGGUUCUUGGGGGUCCACAUAGAUUACUCCCUCUCGUGGAAAAAACACGUCGCGGAAACAAGAAGGAAGUUUCUCCUUCGUAUCAACAUCCUCAAAGCAUUGGCGGGAAUUAGGUGGGGGUCUCACUCUUCCGUCCUGCUGACUGCGUACAAAGGUCUGGUGCGUUCCGUCUUGGAGUGGGGCUGUCAGGUCAUGUUUCCGCGUGGAACACGAGAAGGCGUUGUUCUGGAUCGCUUACAGUAUGCUUGCGCUAGGGUCGUUUGUGGCCUUAUGCGCACAACUCCAACUAAUGUGUUGCUAGACGUCAUCGGGGAACAACCGUUGCGGUGCCGACACAAGUAUCUGGUUAGUAAAUACGUGUGCAGGGUCUAUGCUAGGUCUAGUCACCCUCUCGGACAAAUCCUAGAAGACUCCUGUAGGACGUGGGAACCCGUGUGCCCAGCUAGUGAGUUCGGCCUCUUUUCCGUGUACCAAAAACUUCAGUGUCAUCUUAAAGAAAUUAGAAGGUUUGCGCUUCCGGGAAGCCUUGCCCUACCGUUUCAUGCCGGGUACUUUAAGUGCGAGGUGGACAUUGACACUAAACUACUUGUACGCCAGGCGGAUGACCCUCAGUACUGUUUUAGCAACUUCCUCAAAAGUCGGGACUUCUCUAGGGUGUUCUUCACUGACGGCUCCCGAGCUCCGGGCUCGGACGGAACGUCACCCGCAGUAGGUUUCGCCGUGGUUUCAAAGGAUCCGGAGCUUAUCCACUAUGAACGCGUUAGCAAUAACUCCACCAUCUUCGACGCUGAAGCCCAGGGCGUUAUCUGCGCCCUGGAGUACUUACAAGAUUUUAGGUUCGCAAAGGCCGUUGUGGCCUCUGACUCGUUGAGCGUGAUCUCCUGUUCGGGGUCAACUGAUCCCAAAGGAGUGCACUCCCCUCUCGUGUACCGCAUAAAGGAAUUAGUAAUGAGGUUGAGGGACACAGAAGUGUCUGUGGUGUUGAUGUGGGUUCCUGGACACAGCAAUGUUAGAGGCAAUGAAAUGGCCGAUAGGUACGCUAAACGCGCUCUAACCCUCCCUGAACCACAUUCGGAGGGUGGGCUGGACGUCUCCUCGCUGUUCCCCACACUUCGGCGAGAGGCGCUUGACAUGGCAAAGAGACAACUACAGGAAGAGGCAACCAGCAAGGAAACUGCGUAUUUCCAGAAAAAACCUGUACCGCUGGGUAAACCCUGGUUUGUCAAAGUAAAGAAAAAGAAGGUCCUACCCCGCCCGUUAAUCACACUCGUGUCUAGAAUACGUUCACAUCACACUGCUGUCAACCUACACUUGAAACGGAAAGGCAUUGUGGCCUCCUCGGAGUGCCCGUGUGGCCACCCUGUACAAGAUGUAAACCACGUCUUCUUCCAGUGUCCUAUGUACAAGGACCACUCUGAUAAAUUAGUAAUCGAUUUGUACCAUAACGGUUUCAGCCCUCCCUACAGUGUAGAGGAGGUGGCCUUUUCCAAGUGUUUUCGCUCAAUAGAAGUUCCGGACAGUGGAAAAGAAAAACCAAACAGCAGGACUAUCAGCACCGGCAGACGACAAGAAGAUCAGAAUCAACCCCGAGGAAGCUUCUACAAUCUCUCUGGUUAG
Messenger RNA from Pseudomyrmex gracilis, 3021 nucleotides. RefSeq lists its product as uncharacterized. NCBI's taxonomy places the organism in Eukaryota, Metazoa, Arthropoda, Insecta, Hymenoptera, Formicidae. Gene Ontology annotation, molecular function: nucleic acid binding; RNA-DNA hybrid ribonuclease activity. The record is from RefSeq and is a predicted model, not a curated record. The coding region runs from base 1 to 3021 and encodes 1006 amino acids. The transcript is spliced from 8 exons.